UCCACUGGACAAUUAUUACUUGAUAUAUAUAUAUAUUUUUUAAUCUGUAUUUUUGGAGUGACAGCCGAAAUUAAUUAAGAUAAAAUUGUAUAUGUGUGUGUGUAGUGCAUGCUACAGUCGAUAGUAUAAUCUAAAUAAGGAGAAAAUUGAUAAAGCGCUUAAAAUCGCGUGUUUACAGCAACCACCCUCUUUUCUGUACUGGACUGAGCUUGAUUUUAGACUCCUGCAAGCCUCAACCUGCUGACUGACGAACAUAUACGGUUUUUUUUUUAAGACCUGUCAGUUCUUACCAUGGGCAGUUUAUAUCUCUCAAGAGGUCGGUGUAUUCUCCGGCAGGUGUUCUCUGGCUUACCCAUGAUGCUGCAGCGGCCCUACAGCCUCGGUAACGACACAUCACUACUCGGUGUGUCAGCGCAGCUCCUGCGGACUCAAGCCUUCAUAGAAGGGCGCUGGGUCUCCGCUGCAUCCACGUUCCCCGUGUUAGAUCCAGCCACGGGAGAAGAGAUCGUGAAGGUGUCAGACUGCGGUACAAAGGAAGCUCAAGACGCUGUCAAUGCUGCGUACAAAGCGUUUCACCCGUGGAAGAGUCACACAGCCAAGGAGAGAAGCAUUUUGCUGCGGAAGUGGUUUGAUCUGAUCAAUCAGCACAAGGAAGAUCUUGCCAAGUUGAUCACAGCCGAGUCUGGGAAGCCUAUGAAGGAGUCUGUUGGUGAGAUGACAUAUUCUGCCUCCUUUCUGGAGUGGUUUUCUGAAGAGGCCAGGCGUGUGUAUGGAGAUAUUGUCGCACCUCCAGCCAAGGACCGCAAGAUCCUGUUACUCAAGCAGCCGGUGGGAGUGGCUUCCAUCAUUACACCUUGGAAUUUCCCCAGUGCCAUGAUCACCAGGAAGGUAGGCGCAGCGCUUGCGGUGGGCUGCACUGUGGUGGUGAAGCCGGCUGAGGACACGCCUCUCUCUGCGCUGGCCCUUGCUGAGCUGUCAGUUCAGGCUGGCAUUCCUCCUGGGGUGUUUAAUGUGGUGCCCUGUUCAAGAGAAAAGACCCCUGCUGUUGGGGAGCUGCUCUGCACAGACCCUCUCGUGGCCAAAAUCUCAUUUACUGGCUCCACAGCCACUGGCAAGAUACUACUAAGACACGCUGCAGGAACUGUUAAAAGGGUGUCCAUGGAGUUGGGAGGACACGCCCCCUUUAUUGUAUUUGACAGUGCUGAUGUAGAUAAAGCCGUUGCUGGAGCGAUGGCUUCCAAAUUCAGGAACUCAGGCCAGACCUGCGUGUGCUCCAACCGCUUUUUGGUGCAGAGUGGCAUCCAUGAUGCUUUCAUGGAGAAGCUGGCGAAGGCUAUGGAUGCCGAACUGAAGGUUGGCCAUGGCUCAGAGCCCACCACCACUCAGGGGCCACUCAUCAACACUCGUGCUGCAGAGAAGGUGGAGAACCAGAUUGCAGAUGCUGUGUCACUGGGAGCAGUCAUAGUUCGAGGUGGGAAGAGACUGGAGGGCUCCUUUAUGCAGCCCACCCUGCUGUCCAGUGUCAACACUGACAUGCUCUGCAUGCGAGAGGAGACCUUUGGACCCCUUAUUCCUGUUGUUAAGUUCAACACAGAACAGGAGGCACUUGCCAUUGCCAAUGCCUCUCCUGUUGGUUUAGCAGGUUACUUUUACUCCAGAGACAUCAGUCAGAUCUGGCGGGUGGCUGAGCAGAUGGAGGUGGGCAUGGUUGGGGUCAACGAAGGUCUGAUCUCCACCACAGAAGCCUCUUUUGGUGGAAUCAAACAGUCUGGACUGGGCAGAGAAGGAUCCAAAUAUGGCAUUGAUGAGUAUCUAGAAAUAAAGUACAUGUGUUUGGGGGGACUCUCGCUUUAAAGACUAUGGUUACUGACAGGAAGUAUGUCAUUAUUCAGGACAAUCAUACAAACAUUAAUCUAUAAAACUCAUGUAACAUUCUCCUUUUUAAUCAGAUUUAACUGAAUAAUGACUAUGGAGAGACAUUUCACUGUCAGGAUCAUUUAGAUAUUUGCUUGGUACAAAUUGUCCUUCCAUCAUAAGUUAUUAAUGUAACUUAGUUGCUCUGAAAUAAGAUUGGCUUGCACCGAGAAAAAAAAAGCUUAUUUUUAUGAUGUAAAAAAAUAUGUAAACAUCCUUGAAGCAAGAUAUAUUUAGUUUUGUGUAUUUGGGUAAGAUGAGAUUUAUUUUUAGAUAAUAGUUUAUUUUUCUUACUACAUUUAAUUUUAGAUUGAAAAGAAGACAAAAAUACACUUUUUUUUCCACAGUGUAACUUUAUUUUGAUGUGCUAAUUCAUUUAGGCAGAGAAAAAGAAAUCCCAAUUCACAAUUAAGUGGAACACUGAGUGUUCUAUUUUUGUAAUGAACCAUUGAAUCAUUGACUGUGAUGGGAUGUUUUUGGGUGCUCAAGCUUCUGCAUAGACAGUUCUUAUUUGAGGUAUUAAAUCAUAGAGAUUAGUCAAGCAAAUUAACAAAUUUGUCUGUGGUCAAAUGUUGUAAUUGUAAGUGUAUUUAAAAAACAACAACAACUGUUCUCUGUUUUAUUUUUUUAAUUGUUGAAAAUAUUAAUUCUAGAUUGAUAUACCUAGUUGUAUUUCGAACUGUUAUAUUUAUGAAAAUAUGUUUAAAAGUAUAUUCAUUUUCUUACUUUAGGAGUGACAUUUUUGCAGAUAAAAGCACAUGAAAGUACAGUGAUUAAAUAUACAGCUGAAAGCCUUGGUAAAGAAACUUCAAAUCUGGACAUUUCAAUUUCUGCUGAUCGUAUAGUUGUGCCAUUUUCAUUAAUAUGCAAACUGUUGUUUAUGUGAAUUCAGAUUCAUUGGAUUUCUGCCACGGAUACUAUAAAUAUUGAAUGGUUGUUUUGGUUAUAAAACAGUCUACCCUCUGUAAAGGGCCAUAUGUCUUGAAUUUUUUGCAUCACCAGCUGCAUUAAAGCAAAAAAGAAAAUAGGAGAAAUGCAUCUCCUUGUCAAAAUGUGCUUUGAUACAACUGGCAUCUAUUGCAAUUCUAGCUAAAGCAGACAUUUUUAAAAGGUUCUAAAUCCAAAAUGCUAUUAAGACAAAGACCAGUGUACAGUAUCAGUAUACCAACAAACUAUAACAAAAAUAAUGCAUUUCAAUCAGGCACAUUAACAUUCAGAAAAUUCUAUACAAAUGUUGUGCAUAAAGAAGAAUGGCAUUUUCUUACUUUUAUGAUUUUGCCAUUCUAUGCAUCAGUUAUUUACAACUUCUCCCCAAAUUCUAUUAUAGAAGCAUCAUAUAAAUAACAAAAUAACCAAUUGCUUGCACUGCGUCUCUGAACAUACAAGCAUUAUUAAGAACAUAGUGAGAUCAACUGCGAUUAUGUGAGUUGAAUGCAAGAUCUUUUUAUAUUCAAAAUGAAUAUACGAUUGGUAAUUGACAGUAUCAUUCAGAAAAGGGGAAUAUUCCAUUACAAGACUAACUGCAUUCAAUAGUCGAUAAGUUUAGCAGCCCAUUCAUUCAGCCGGUCUAAAUCUGUAUUUGUGGAGUAUUCAACAAUACCCUUGCAUUGUAAAUAUCCACUAUAAAGAAAUGUCCAUGUGAGACUCAACCUUCCACAGGACAAAGGCUGAGAGUGUCUCCAUUUCUGACCACUCAAUUGGCUCUGUUUCGAGAUUUCUCGUUGUUGAAAAGGUUGUCCUGCUCACUGUCCAGCUCUGAUUCUGACAUCAGCAGGCUGGAGUUGUGUUCUGUGCUCCUGUGUUUAAUGUCUGAAGAUGACAAAUUGAGAUAAGUGAAUGCAGUGACUGCAAUUACGAAUCUAAUGGUCUGUCUAUGAUGACCAGGGUCAUGUAAACUACUUCAAGAGUGUUUGUCUUUUUACCUCACAGCAAAAAAUACUGUGGCAUAAAAUAAAUCGGGUCUGAAACUUACU
Molecule: messenger RNA, 3887 nt
Organism: Carassius auratus (goldfish)
Lineage: Eukaryota; Metazoa; Chordata; Actinopteri; Cypriniformes; Cyprinidae
Product: succinate-semialdehyde dehydrogenase, mitochondrial-like
Exons: 11
Coding region: 292-1854 (520 amino acids)
Biological process (GO): GABA catabolic process
Cellular component (GO): mitochondrion
Molecular function (GO): succinate-semialdehyde dehydrogenase (NAD+) activity
Source: RefSeq, a predicted model, not a curated record